Messenger RNA from Cricetulus griseus (Chinese hamster), 280 nucleotides. The record is from RefSeq and is a predicted model, not a curated record. Lineage: Eukaryota; Metazoa; Chordata; Mammalia; Rodentia; Cricetidae.
UAGGCCACACAUGCUAACCCCACUUCCGUGGCCCUGUGUUGCAGGGAUCAUGUACCGGAAGUCGUGUGCAUCCUCAGCAGCCUGUCUCAUCGCCUCGGCUGGGUACCAGUCCUUCUGUUCUCCUGGGAAACUGAACUCCGUGUGUAUCAGCUGCUGCAACACUCCUCUUUGCAACGGGCCGAGGCCCAAGAAAAGAGGCAGCUCUGCCUCGGCCAUCAGGCCAGGGCUUCUCACCACAGCCCUGCUCUUCAACUUAGCCCUCUGCUUGGCGCACUGCUGA